This is a messenger RNA of Pocillopora verrucosa, 1621 nucleotides long. RefSeq lists its product as uncharacterized. Lineage: Eukaryota; Metazoa; Cnidaria; Anthozoa; Scleractinia; Pocilloporidae. The record is from RefSeq and is a predicted model, not a curated record.
GAAAAUAUCGCGUGGAUAAGGUUAAGCACCAUAUCAUGCCGAGCUACAACGAAAUAAACGAGUUUUACCGUUAACGCCAAAUGGUACAGAUGGAGAUUAAAAGAUCACGGUACUGGAAAAACCUUACAAGGCCACUACGUCCUAAGAGGAAGCUCGUUGCGCUGUUCUUGCUUGUGCUUGCCGUAUGGUUACUUGGGACGAAAACGCUAUCCACGUCGCUGCCUCACCAACUUCGCUUACAGCAGAUAGAUUGGCAGCCAAUACCUUAUACGAGGCUAGGAAAGUGCGAGUCGAAAGCAGAUGGUAGCAUUUACUGCCCUGAUAUUCGCAGCAAAGGGUCGACAUCGCUUCGACGAGCUCAACUAGUACUCACAAGGGUUCUUCGGAUCUUCGAUAUCAUUUCCAAGAAGCACGGCAUUAAAUAUUGGCUCUGUAAAGGCACUCUGCUGGGUGCCGUUCGACAUAGCGGACAUAAUCCUUUUGACGAUGACGUAGACAUUUGUAUCCCCAAAAUAGACUAUCAAACAUUUAUCAAGUCCGGUGUCAGUGAGCUUCCAGAAGAUAUAUUUUUUCAAACAGAGGACACAGAUGUUCAUUACAAAGUUCCGCCGCAGAGCGGGAUGCUGGGGAAAUUACGCGACACCAAAAGCUGUUAUAAAUACUGUUUGCACAGCGGCUGUAAGCACGCAGAUGGUCUUAUGAUAGAUAUGUUAGUCUUGGAGAAGGACAGCGAUGGAAACUUCAUCGAAUUGUUCAGUCACACCAAUUGGUUUUUACGAAGGUUUAUCUACGGACCUAUAAAAAGAAAAGAAAGCGACGUUUUUCCUUUGAUAGAAGUGAAUUUCGACGGUUUUUUAAUGCCAGCUCCUCGCGAAUGGAGAAAAAUUCUCGAAUCGUAUUACGGCGAUUUUAUGAGCAUACCAUACGGGAAGUCGCCCGCCUUUCUUGAUACAGAUGCAUUGAGGAGCUGCGAGGAAAUAGUGAAAUCUUGAAAAAAAGAAGGAAUACAACGUAAAGUCUGCGCCAUAUAAACAUGUCAAAUCUAUAAUAGAUCGAAAGCAUAAGCUUCACAUGAUGGCAGCUCUAAUAUUGACUUUUGGAAACCCGAAAAUGUCAAGUUUUCCUGGGGUCGCCAACCUUCUCUCCCCCGUAUUUUGUUCUGUACUUUAGUUACCUCCUCGUUUAUGUUUUUCGGUUAAGUUUUUUUUAGCGUUUUAUCCAUCAGUUAUAUCUUUUCGCACGUUAUUUCGCGGUCCUCUUGUAUCUAAAGCCAGUUUCUUUUAAGCAUUGUCACUUCUUAUAUCAGUUUAUCAAACGUUGCGCUUGGCGCAGUUCUCUGUUUAGAAAUCCUCAAGUUGUUCGAUUUUUCAGUUAUAGAUUAGGCGUUAUUAGGCAUUUGAGGGGGAGUGGUCGUCGCUAACAGAGUAUGAAGGGCGUGCUAUAGAACAUUGAGUGUUUCGUUUAUCCUGUUAUCCUCUCCCCAGUCCCUCCAACAGGAGCCUGGCCACGCAAGGUCCAGUUUUUCUGACAGGGUCAAGUAUUCAUACUUGAGUUGGUAAAAUGAAAAAACAUGUACUUAAAGCUAAAAUUUAUCAGAACACGCUCAGUAGUCGCACAGUUA